CGCAAUUCUGGUAGCAAUUCAACGAAAUUCAAGUAUCUUUAGUUUCCGUUUCGACCGAAAUUAACAAGUUAGCCUUAGCAAAAUGCACGACACAAUAAUCCGUCUGGCGGACGUGUGGAAGACUUGCAACAAAAUCCGCGCGGCGGCCUUCCGCGUGGGGCUCAACUUGUGGGACUGGUACCGGCCGCUGGACCCCGAGGGGAACUCCCUCAUCUCUGAAUCAAAAUUCGUGUCAGUGCUAGCCGGUCCCCUGAGGGCCGUGAUCGGCUUAUCUGAUGCUGAGGUGGCGCAGCUGGCCGACUACUUCCGAGCCCAGGAUGGCCGCGUGCUGUACCACCAGCUCUGCCAACUGGUUCAUGGAGAAGAUACGGGCGGUCGCGACAAGACCUCAGCCGACUGCAUCCUGGAGGCGUGCCCGCCGCCGCCCGAGCCGGCCUGCCACAAGCUGGACCAGUGGCAGAUGAGGAGGCUCUGCUGCCUGCUGGCCACCAUCGCCGCCAGGGAACUGCCGCUCAAACCCUACUUCCAGGACUAUGAGUUGGUUGCUAAAAACGACGGUCGGAUCACCUUCGCGCACUUCGCCCGCAUCCUGAACUACAUCGGUAUCCUGGUGUCGCCCGAGGACUUCAACCUGCUCGUGAGGAAGUUCAUCAAGGACUCCUACACACUGGACUGUGUGGAGUUCCUAAAGGCUGUCGAAGCCGUGAAGAAGGAAGGCAUCCGGGGCUUGGGACCGGAGUACGAAAACCCAGCGGCGGUGAUAGACACAAGCCUGCCAAAGCUGGUGCGUCCGGAGGUGGACGCGGGGCUGUCCACCGCGCCGCUGGGCCAGACGGACGUGUUCCACCCGGUGCUGAAGCAGCCGAAGCCGACCCGCCAGCUGGUGGAACUGAUGCUGCGAGUGCAACAGUUCGUGCUGCAGAGGAGGAUUAGAGUUUCAGAGUUCUUUAGGGAUUUCGACCCCCUAAACUGCGGCCGCAUCGCACCGCAGCAGUUUCGCCGCGCCAUGGAUGCUAUGGGACUGGGCGCCAUCUUGGACCAGAAUGAGAUGCUCUGCAUCAUGAGGCACUACCUCGACCCCAACGACUCAGAGCGUGUCUGCUGGCGGACUUUCGAAGAUGACUGCGAUCAGGUGUUCACAAUAAAGGAGCUAGAGAAACACCCGGACGCUAAAGCGGGCGCUGCAGCGGCGGCGGUGGCGGAGCUGCCCCCGCUGGGGUCGGCGGAGGAGCGCGGCGGGCCCGGCGAGGCCGCGCUCGACAUGGCCCAGGCCGCGCUGUUGAGAGUUCGUGCCGCUUGCAUGGAAAGGGCUAUUGAUCUAAGGCCUGCCUUCGCUGAACACGACCCGAUGAACAACGGUCACGUGUCGCGCGCUCAAGUGCGACGCGUGCUGGCGAGGCUGGGCGUGCUGCCGACUGCGGCGCAGGUGCGGGCUCUGGAAGAGAGGUACCUGGACGACUGCGGGUUCAGCUACGUGAGACUGCUGGAUGAGAUGGAAGAGCGUCCGGUGGAAAGCGCCACAAUAUCGUCUGCGCCGCCGCCGCCGCGCGCGCCGCCCGCCGGCCCUGACCCGCUGGAGACGGACAUCGUGCAGAUCCUCGCCAAGAUCAAGGGAAAGAUGGUUCGAGAAGGAUUACGCCCCCGUGACUUCUUGAAGCAGUUCGACCCUCGCAACGAGCUGGUGAUCCCCCGAGCCGACUUCUACCGCGGCCUCUCCUCCGCCGGCCUGUCUCUGACGCCGCUAGAAAUGGACACGCUCAUGGAAGUUUUUAGCGCGCCCGGACGGCGUCGCUAUAUUGAAUACGAGCGGUUUUCGUCCGUGGUGGGCGAAGCCCUGACCCAGGGUUCCCUGGAACGCGCGCCCCUGGUGGAGCCCGUGCCGCACGUGCCCACCCAUGACUCCCCCAGGAACUUCCUCAACUUCGAAGAGAGGAGCCUCGUGUCCGGCGCGCUCGCCAAGCUGUCGAAGUUCCCGGACCAGUUGUCCAAUAUUUUGGAGGUGUUCAAGGACAUGGACAAGGAGCGCUGCGGCACGAUCCCUCGAGUUUCCGUGGAGCGCGCCCUGUGCCAGCGCGGGCUGCUGCAGCUGGUGUCGGCGCGGGAGCGGGACGUGCUGUACCGCUGCUUCGGCUACCAGCGCGGCUGCGGCGAGGAGGUGGACUACCGCUCCUUGUGCAACGCCCUGGACGUGUUGUUCGCGACCGGCAGCGCGCAGCCCUGCUGA
This is a messenger RNA of Amyelois transitella, 2224 nucleotides long. RefSeq lists its product as uncharacterized. The record is from RefSeq and is a predicted model, not a curated record. Bases 83 to 2224 code for a protein of 713 amino acids. Lineage: Eukaryota; Metazoa; Arthropoda; Insecta; Lepidoptera; Pyralidae. The transcript has 14 exons.